AUGUCUUCCCCAGAGGCCCGUGCUGGCGUCAAGCGACCUCGUAAGUUCCCAAUGGCUCCUCCCUAUUGCAAUUGUCUGCCGCUGUCAUUCCGGGAACCUCCUUCUUCACGGACAGCCUCUGCGCCAGUCAUCCUACUUCCAAUUGCGCGCAGCAUUUCUGUCCAGCACAACGCAGGCAAUCGCGACACGAUGGAAGCCAUGGCAGACAGCACCCAGUCUCUUCCCCCUCCGGCUCUCCCUCAGCUGGUCGCUGAGCAGCACACCGCCAUCCCUCCUACCGACAAGGAUUCUCAGCGCCUCAUUGUCGUUCUCUCCAACGCCAGUCUCGAGACCUACAAGGCUUCACAUGGCGGCACCGGCCGCAACGGCGUCCAACGUGAGGAAAAGUACUCGCUACUCAACAGCGACGAGCAUAUUGGAGUUAUGCGCAAGAUGAACCGCGACAUUAGUGACGCGCGCCCGGAUAUUACACAUCAGUGCCUCCUGACCCUGCUCGACUCCCCCAUCAACAAGGCCGGCAAGCUUCAGAUCUACAUUCAUACCGCCAAGGGUGUCUUGAUCGAGGUCUCGCCGUCUGUUCGCAUCCCGCGUACAUUCAAGCGCUUUGCCGGUCUGAUGGUUCAACUGCUGCAUCGCCUGUCCAUCCGCUCGACCAACUCGCAGGAGAAGCUGCUUCGUGUAAUCCAGAAUCCCAUCACCGAUCACCUUCCGCCCAACUGCCGCAAGGUGACGCUCAGUUUCGAGGCCCCUCUGGUACACGUCAGAGACUACAUCGACACGCUCGCCCCCAAGGAGAGUGUUUGCGUCUUCGUUGGUGCCAUGGCAAAGGGUGCCGAUACCUUUGCUGAUGGCCUCGUCGACGAGAAGAUUUCCAUCAGCAACUACAGCUUGUCCGCCAGCUCGAAACCCGACAUCUACUCAGUCGUUCACGUUGCGGGGACACGAAUCCAGGCAGCAGCGAUGGCGAAUCAGAGCGGCAAAUUGAAAGUCGAGGGGUUGCGCCUACGGAAUCACGAUACAACAUCAUGGUGUCCGCGCGCGAUCUUGGAAACUUGGGUUACCUGUGCCAUCGCUGUCGCUGUUUUUGCAACCAAAACCGGGGCGUUCGACAACGGGUCCAAGGCGCUUUCUCCGCCUUGA
Colletotrichum lupini is the source of this 1140-nucleotide messenger RNA. RefSeq names its product essential for mitotic growth 1. Gene Ontology annotation, cellular component: nucleolus; small-subunit processome. The record is from RefSeq and is a predicted model, not a curated record. The transcript has 6 exons. Gene Ontology annotation, biological process: rRNA base methylation. The coding region runs from base 1 to 1140 and encodes 379 amino acids. Gene Ontology annotation, molecular function: rRNA (pseudouridine) methyltransferase activity; rRNA binding. NCBI's taxonomy places the organism in Eukaryota, Fungi, Ascomycota, Sordariomycetes, Glomerellales, Glomerellaceae.